Cyclocybe aegerita is the source of this 1734-nucleotide messenger RNA. The record is from the annotation of a GenBank genome assembly. Lineage: Eukaryota; Fungi; Basidiomycota; Agaricomycetes; Agaricales; Hemipholiotaceae.
AUGGAUCAACAUCAUCUCAGUACCGCUCAUCCAAUCGUACAAGCCGGGAAUUGCAUGGGCGACCUUCAGCCUGAGCAUCAGCUAUGGAAGACAUUAUGGCACUCACAACAGGGAGACGGAGUCCCUCUCUUCAGCCAGCAUGCGGUUGCAAGAGAUAUGACCCUCACAGACCAGGAUACCGACAUCCACAACGACUGCUGGCUGCUGCAGAUUCCUGAGCAUAUCCUCGGUGGCACCUGCACGUCUCCAAUUCUCUUCCGCGAGGAGUACUUCGAAGCCCUACAAUCUCUCUUUCGUGCCGUGGGAUGGGACCACACACACAUCGGCGUAGACGACGCAGAUUCUCCUGGCCCCGAGUUUCGAAACCCCCUUCUCCGACGCCGAGAAGUCGCCCAGGAGGGACGGAGGUCAUGCUUUAUCCUCGAAGGCGGCCCUGGAAUUGGUUCGUCAUCAAUGGCCAUGUUCCGUAUAGUCCCCUCGAUAACUUGGGAGGUCAGGCAAAACGCAAUGUGGGCACCAGAUCGCAUUGUCUUCUUUGACCAGGAUGGGCCAGUGUACUACCGCACCGUGGACGAUGUCCUGAAUUCUGCUGCUGCUGUUCAACUCUGGCACUCUAGAGAGCUCUGGGUACUCGUGGACGUCAAGAACGACCACCAGCACCCCGUAGACAGACUUUACCACUCCAGGGGGGUAUUCGUUAUCCAGGCUACGACAACGAACAUCAGGUAUACAAGGUGGAGGGACAAGCUCAGUUAUCCGGGUGUAUCCUUCCUCCUCCGGCCAUGGUCGCUCGCUGAGCUCAUCAUCGGACGAAAGCUACACGAGCACGCACCGUCGGAGCGUUCGAUCCACGACUUUGUGCAGAAAUUCGGCACCGCACCGCAAGCCGUAUACAAAUACGCCGAUGCUCAGAAGGAAUACGAAGCCGAGGUCCUCACCUCGCUCUCCUCUCCACCCUACCUUACAUCCACAUCCUUUGACGAGAUUGCCACCGACUUGCCCGCACUCAUCGUCCUCCGGCCUACCAACCGCCACCCAGUCGCAGGUUACGCAGCCCACCUCGUCUCCGCGCACGCCGCAGGCCUCCUCAUGCGCGCCAAGGUCCCGGCGGCGGCGAAACAGGCGCUCGCGAGGGCGCUCUACUACGAGUUCCUCGGGGUGCCGUUCCUCAGGCCGCCGCAUGCGCUCGAGUCGGCACUCUGGAUCCGCGAGGCUAACGCACGGCGUAGUUUGUGUGAAGGGCGGGUGUGGGGGCUCUAUCCUGCGGAUAUGGCGCCGAACGGGUGCUCGAAGGCAUUGGAGGAACGACCGUACGGUGUGCCUCCUACAAAGCACUUGUUCGUGCACCCGGGGGCGGCGAGGGUGUCUAUCGAAGACGGGCUCGUGCCUCCCGAUUUGCGCCCCUUUUAUUACAUCGGCCCUACCAUCGCUGACCCGGAGACCGUCCUCGCAGAUGUCGACCUCGACUACGUGCUGCUCUACGAUCGCAGGACGCACCAUGCCAUCGUCCUCGAGCCGCUCAAACCGAUCUCUCCGAUGCCCGCGUUCGAGGAGGAGACAAGGCGUCGUCUGCAGGCGUUGCGCAGCGAUGGCGCACGGGAGAUAACUUACGUGCGCGUGCGGACGAGCCGCUAUGAGGGUGUUAGCUUAGCCGUGGGCGAUUUGGUCGAUGAGGCGUACGAUAUGUACCCUCCGCCGGAGGAUCCCAUCGGCGGCAGGGGGAUGUUCAUUUGA